This is a messenger RNA of Mytilus trossulus (common blue mussel), 1551 nucleotides long. RefSeq lists its product as uncharacterized. The record is from RefSeq and is a predicted model, not a curated record. The transcript has 8 exons. Lineage: Eukaryota; Metazoa; Mollusca; Bivalvia; Mytilida; Mytilidae. Bases 202 to 885 code for a protein of 227 amino acids.
AAUUUGUGAAUCGUCUGUAUUUUAAGCGUGUUAAAAUCCUUGUGUUUCUAUCAGGAUUUCAAAUAAGAUGGUUAUGAUUAUACAGAUAGAAUAAAAAGAGUCCAAGUAGAAGACUUAUUUCAGUGAAGGGUACUCCUAACGCAAAAAUUCUUCCAAAAUGGUACGGAGAAGAACAACAGAAACCGACACAUUGGUUUAAAUAUGUUUUGGUUCAUUUUACUCGUUGGGGUAUUAGUGUACCAUUCAACGGAUUCGACGUCAUUAUUUGGCCUUAGAGUGGAUGGAAAGUCUAAUAAUUGUUCUUGUUGUUCCUGUUGGAAUGCAGACUUCAGCUGUACCGAUAAUGCAGUGGUUGUUAAUGUUACCUUAGAAAACUGUCAUAUUAUCCCAAAUCGAUUCCAUCUCGACAUACUUUGGUAUCGGAGCAAUAUGGUUUCAAAUGCAACAGUAGAUGUAUUAGAUGUCGACGAGCACAAGACGAGUGCGUCAAUCAAAAGAAAUUGGAUCAUGUUCAAUGUGCGAAUAAUAAGUGUUGAAGUUAUGAUAACACCAAUGAAAUGUACAGAACAACCAUACUGUCAGUGUAGACCUGUUCAAAGUGGGGCUAUAUGCAAGACAACAAGGCAUGUUUUACCAGAAUUGCAAGACAAGACAACUGAAGAGUUGAAUCCUAUUACAGACCAAACUAAUGAGAUUCUUUUAGAGAAAAACUAUAUAAUAUUGGCAGCUGUUAUUGUUUGUGCUGCGGUGUGUGUAUUGCUUGUAUCAGUAAUGUACAGAAGAAAUGAAAUGAACAGACCAGUCCGUCGCCAAGCCACUCUUAACAACAGAAUUCUUAUUGAAGGUGAAACAGUUGUUUUACAAUCUACAGUAACUACUAUUUAACCAACACGAACAAAUUCAAAUUUCGAAAGGAUAUAGUUAUACACUAUGCAUUGACUGAGUACAUGUUUGUAAUAAAUGAUGUGUAUCAAUCGAGAUAGCAAGGAAUGACAACCACUUGAACAUAUGUACUGCAAAAUAGUUCACCACCUAAAACGUUCCAACAACGUUCGGGAAGCUAUAUAAUUGUAGUUCUUUAAACUUACAGAAGCAAUAGCUAUAUAAGCGUUAUUCAUCAAUACUGUCCAACAAAAUUCAAGAAGUGAUAUCUAUACAAGUGUUGUUCCUUAAUACGUUUCAACAACACUUCAGACGCUGUAGCUAAACAAGUACUGGAAACGCCUGUAACAAGAUUGGAACAUGACAGUUGUUUUCUAUUCGUUGAUAUGUUUGAGAGUUUGAUUUUGCCAUUUGAUACGGGACUUUCUGGUUUAAAUAUUCCUUAGAGAUCGAUAUUUUGGGUUUUUUAUUUUCUCCUGAAAAGGCUCCACAUCUUUCCAGAUUCUAUAGCUACAUAGUUAAGUGGUGAUCCUUAAAAUAUGUCCGUUAAUUCUAAGUAUUUCAUCAGAUUUAGAUUUUCUAUACUCCAAAUCAUGUUCUUCUCAAUUUUUAUCAUGGAGGAAGUUGUCUUUUCUACUAUAAUGACGUAGUAUAAUGGUUCAUCGUGUU